Molecule: messenger RNA, 339 nt
Organism: Prunus armeniaca (apricot)
Lineage: Eukaryota; Viridiplantae; Streptophyta; Magnoliopsida; Rosales; Rosaceae
Source: the annotation of a GenBank genome assembly
AUGAGAAUGAUUUCUGCGCAAGUAAAAGCAGAGAUGUUGGGAUUCACAAUGCUUACAACGAAGAAAGUGGAGGUGGUGUUGAUGUUCAUCAACCAAGGAGGGGUCGAAACCACAACAUUUGUGGCAAUACAUUUUAUGCAAACAAAGGCGAGCGUGUUGGGAUUAUCAAAGUUGGCAACAAGUACAACAAGAAGUCGAGCAAUUAAGCUUUCAGAUGUUCGUGGCAUUCGAAUGCGGGAAAGUUUCCUCUUCUCGUUUGCGCAAAUUAAUAAUAAAUCCAAAUACACACAGAUUACUGAUGAGUAUAUGUUAGGAGCUGAUCCUUCUGAGUAUAUGUAG